This is a messenger RNA of Suhomyces tanzawaensis NRRL Y-17324, 612 nucleotides long. RefSeq names its product Hap2p (gene HAP2). Gene Ontology annotation, molecular function: RNA polymerase II cis-regulatory region sequence-specific DNA binding; DNA-binding transcription factor activity, RNA polymerase II-specific. The transcript has a single exon. Gene Ontology annotation, biological process: regulation of transcription by RNA polymerase II. The record is from RefSeq and is a predicted model, not a curated record. Bases 1 to 612 code for a protein of 203 amino acids. Gene Ontology annotation, cellular component: CCAAT-binding factor complex. Lineage: Eukaryota; Fungi; Ascomycota; Pichiomycetes; Serinales; Debaryomycetaceae.
AUGACGUCCUUACACAACCCGGUCAGUGACAACCCCGGUUACUACCCUGAACAAGCCCCAACGUAUUACACAACACACAACACGGUACCCAACCAACAUAAACCCGUAAAUCAUGACAUUGAAUCGAGCAGAUCCCCCACAUCCUCUCACUCCACUCCUUUCUACGACACAAAUCCCCAGAACCUUCCUGAGAACUCCCCACUUCCAAGACCCCAUCAACAUUUCUUCCAAGAACUGGUUCAGAACGAGGAGGAACCUGUGACGAAUGACCAACCUGCUGAGCAGCCGUUCUACGUCAAUGCCAAGCAGUACCACAGGAUAUUGAAGAGAAGAAUAGCAAGAGCCAAGUUGGAGGAAAACUUAAAAAUAGCCAGAACAAGAAAGCCUUACCUCCAUGAGUCUAGGCACAAGCAUGCCAUGAGAAGACCAAGAGGCCAAGGUGGAAGAUUCUUGACUGCCGCAGAGAUUGCAGAAAAGGAGAGAUUGGAAAAAUUAAAAGAGUUGGAAGAUAAGGAUAGAGUGCCCGAAUCAGAGGAAAAACCUCUGAAGGAAGAAACAGAGCCUGCUAAGGAACAAGUAGAUGAAUCCAUUUUUCUGGAUUUAAUAGCUUAA